GAUGGGUCGGAGUGGUGUGAUCGCGAGAUCUCAGCUUGGAAUCAGUCAAACAUUUCCCAGUUCGCCGGCAAGAUGUGGUUCCUUACGAGUGCUUUGGUUGUCCUAGGAGCUCUUACUUUGGUUCAGGGUAAUAUGCAGUUCCACUUCUCGCUGGAUUUCCAUGUGAAGCAGCCCCCCAACUCUACUGAUACCAUCGACAAGACCAUAAUAGUGGAGAAUAACCAGAUUUCAAUGGUGGACAACGAAGGGACGACUACGAAAUCUCCGAUGAGUCAGUGGACGGAUCAGGAUCAGUACAAUCAGAUCACCCUGCAGAAGGUGAUCGAUACGCGGAGAUCCGUUCAGCAGCUGAAUACGGAGCUAUCUCCUUUGGCGGGCAGGAGUACCGAUCUGGCCAGGAGAAUCAAACAGAGUCUGCGUUAUGUCAACGAUGUAGACGCUGCCCUAGAGGAUCUCACCAACUUUGGCCAGCUGGUGGAGCUGCUGAGAAAGUUCGUCAGCCUGGUGGAUAACCUCAGGGAUCCCAAUAAUUUCGGAGGAAUCCGCAGCCUGGAGUACGUUCUCCUAAAGUUGGCCUUGGAGAAAUACGAUCUACUCAACAAGCGACAAGAAAUCGGAGGAUUUUUGGAUAAAGCGGAGACCGCCUGGCAACGAUACCAAAACACGCAGGUGGUUCUCCUGGAUAACUCCACCUGAGCCCAGCUCAUUUUACUAGGUUUUUAAGUCUUGCAGACCUUGUUAGGAGUAUAAUUUUAGGAUAGGACAGGACAAAGACCAGCAUCUUUGGACGAGACAAUCACUGCACCAUCAUCUGGGGCGGCACGGCCCUUGAAAGGAAUAAAAGACUUUUAAGGGA
Messenger RNA from Drosophila ficusphila, 856 nucleotides. RefSeq lists its product as uncharacterized. The coding region runs from base 73 to 696 and encodes 207 amino acids. The record is from RefSeq and is a predicted model, not a curated record. The transcript is spliced from 2 exons. NCBI's taxonomy places the organism in Eukaryota, Metazoa, Arthropoda, Insecta, Diptera, Drosophilidae.